UAUGACAUUUGAAUUUCAACAAUCAGUGCGUCGCUUCACAUUUUAAACAAUUAAAGGAUUUGUGUGUGUCCUGGGUGUUUCCUGUGCUACCUGUGGUUGAACACAGAUUCAUUACGACUCUAAGCAGCAGGCAGACGUUAUCUCAAGAUGCAGAGUUUUGACGGGCUGAGCAAAGACACUUUGAAAGAGAUGUUUUCCUCUCGAGUGGCGCAAUUCAAAAUCGUCAAGGGACCCAAUGGACAUCAAUUGUCAAGUAAAUGCCAGGAGGAUAUAAAGAAAAGGUUGCCUGCGGCAUCAUACGAGAACGUAAUGGCGUGGGUUGGUUCCUGGAUAGCACGUCUCAAUGGGCAGACAGCACCGAAGCAGGCGGACCAGCAAUCAGCAGCAGAAACGGACGCAAAACAAUCUCCGCCUUUUGUCAUUGAUCUCUGCAGCGACGAAGAUGAGGAUAAAGACGCAAGCGCAGAGACAGAUGCAGAGACAGAUUCAAGUGCAGAUGGAGAGACGUGCCAGAUUCUAGACAGUUUGCUGGCCAGCGAAUCUAGCCUGUCAAAACCAUGCUCGUUGAUCAUCCACGAUGACGAGCUGGGCGACAUUAAUCUUCAGGACUACGAGGACCACAUUGAUGGCAAGCUGGAUGUGGAAACCCUGAAGAAGCGUGCCAUAAAGCAACCGAUUGAGAAAAGAGUGAGCCAGACCGCAACGAAACAGUUUCCCAGCAAAUUAAAGGGUCGAACUUAUCAAGCAAAGCUAAAGCAAAGAGUGGGACAGAACAAGAUCAGCAUUGGCAAGGCACUAGAGAAGUCUUUGUCAGAAGUACGCGAGGACCGAUUUCAGCUGAAAAGCAGUGAUGGCAAGGCAGCAGAGGAGACCAUCACAGGAGUACCCACGGACCGAUUUCAGCUGAAAAGCAAUGAUAGCGGGAUGACCACUGGCAAGGCAGCAGAGGAACCCCUACCAGGAGUGCGCUCGGACCGAUUGCAGCUGAAAAGCAAUGAUGCCAAGAAGAUCACUGCCAAGGCAGCAGAGAAGACCAACAAGAACCGACUGCAGCUGCAACCAAACAACGACAAGAUAACCAUCAGCUCUGACAAGGCAGCAGAGGAGCUCCUCAUAAUAAUCCAUGACAACCCCAAGCAAUCUAUGCCGAAACCCUGCUUCGCCAGGAUGACCGUCAGCCCAGACCUGCCACCAGAGCAGCCCACCAAGACAGACCAUAAGAGCAUUGCUACACCGAAACACAACAUAGAAGAGAUCACCAUUAGCCCUGAAAGGGAACAAGCUAAGCCUACCAUAAGAGUACGCAGUGACCUAAAACCAAGAAGCAGUGUCCCAGCUCCACUUGUAACUACUUCACCUGUCGAAUCUCCAGACUCCACAUGCUUGGCUGGCAAUGGGAAGCGAAAGGAGUGCGACACAACGACAGAAGACGGACAGAGCCUGGCCAAAAGGCCAAACCUUGUGUUGGAGCGUACCAAUCCAUUGGUGUAUCUGCAAUUGCCCACCGUCCAGCUGCUGCUGGACCAGGUGAAACACUUUGCGAUUGGCCAACGGAAUGCCCAGGCGGUGAGUCUCAUUUUCAGGCUGCGUCAAAGCCUACAGGCAACAGAGCAACAGAUCUGGAAUGCACAGAAUCUACGCCAAGCAUAGCCCGAGAGACCCCUGAGAGGAAGUAUUAGAAUGCUAGUUAGUACGUGCUUAGCCUACGAUGUUUAUUUGUAGAGAAUAAGACUACGCCAUAUGUGCCCAAAAGUUGGAUAGGCCUAAGGCUUUCGUUUUGGAGAGACACUCUUUUUGAGGCUUGUUAUAUAUAUAUUAUAUACCUAAAUAAUAUAUUAUUGGUACAUGUUUAUCAUCUUUAUUGUAGACAUCUUUACAUGUCACUUUUCGCUCUUUUUGUAUUUAUGUACAUCACUUUUUUGCACUCAUUUGUAUAGUUUGUAAUAUUUUGUAGCUCUCAUUCGACACUUGCGAAUUGAAGUACAGUCAGAAUACAACACCUGCGAACCCAAGUAAUAAAAGAAAACCCUUAACGAAGUGAAA
This is a messenger RNA of Drosophila guanche, 2043 nucleotides long. RefSeq lists its product as uncharacterized. The transcript is spliced from 2 exons. Bases 148 to 1650 code for a protein of 500 amino acids. The record is from RefSeq and is a predicted model, not a curated record. Lineage: Eukaryota; Metazoa; Arthropoda; Insecta; Diptera; Drosophilidae.